Messenger RNA from Adelges cooleyi (spruce gall adelgid), 1983 nucleotides. RefSeq names its product sialin-like. Bases 415 to 1839 code for a protein of 474 amino acids. The transcript has 10 exons. Gene Ontology annotation, molecular function: transmembrane transporter activity. NCBI's taxonomy places the organism in Eukaryota, Metazoa, Arthropoda, Insecta, Hemiptera, Adelgidae. Gene Ontology annotation, biological process: monoatomic anion transport; transmembrane transport. Gene Ontology annotation, cellular component: plasma membrane. The record is from RefSeq and is a predicted model, not a curated record.
UGAAUGCUGUUAUCGGAGUUAUUUUUAAUCUAUAGUCCGUUCAGUGUUUGAACGAGAAACGUACACCAUCGGCAAACACACACGCACAAGCAGCCGCCGCCGCCGCCGCAGUCGUCGUCGUCGUUUUGAUUGAGAAAUAAUAUUGUUAUUAUAUUGAUAAUUAUAUACAACAUCACACACUUCGGUCUCGGUCGCGAUUCGAUAAAAAACCAAACCGAAAAACCAAACCGAACCGACGACAAAAGUAUUAAAACAACACCGUCGUCGUCGUCGACACUAUGAGAGUUUUUUUUGUUUGUUAAUUCGCUGGCAUAAAAAAAACACCACCUCCCACGUGGUUUUCGUUGCAUACAGGACACGACGACGGAUUAUUCUUGAUCUUCUUCGGACAGGUGGAGAGUGAAAACAACAAAAAUGCGAGCUACCUUGGCAUUGUGGUUCCUGGUGUUCUCCGGGUUUGCGUGCAACUACAUGAUCCGCAUAAACCUGAACAUAGCCAUCGUGGACAUGACCACGGUGCGAAGCAAAACCAGCGGAGCGCACAUGUGUCCAAAUUCCACGGCGUUCAGUAGCAUUCGCCCGGCGGAUUCGUCAAGUCGCAAAACAGAAUUUCAAUGGACCGACCGAGAGAGAGCGAUGGUACUGGGCUCGUUCUAUUGGUUGCACUGGGCAACUCAACUGCCGGGAGGCAUACUGGCACGGACUUACGGUGCUAAACGGAUUUUCGGGUUCAGCAACUUGUUCAUGUUCGUCAUGUCGUUCGUCAUGCCUUUCGCCGCUCGAUGGGACAUCAAAGCUCUGGUGGCCGCUCGGGCGUUGCAAGGUCUAGUCGGGGGCAUGGCGUGGCCGUCGGUGCAUCAUCUGACCGCACACUGGAUACCGCCGAACAAGAGGAGCAAUUUCAUCACCGCUUAUUUGGGCAGUUCGAUCGGGGUCGCUAUCACGUAUCCGCUGUGCGGUCUCAUCAUGGAACAAUGGGGAUGGUCUUAUGUGUUCUACGUGUCGGCAGUGGUCGGCGUGCUGUGGUUCCUCGCCUGGUGGCUGCUGGUGUACGACACGCCGGCCGAACAUCCGUUCAUUUCCCCAAACGAGCUGGCCCACAUCACCAGCAGUCUGACCAGCAUGGUGUCGGCAGAGCCGUUGCCGAUACCUUGGAAGUCCGUUUUGACGUCUCUGCCCGUGUGGACGGCCCUGUUCGUCCAAUGGGGAACCGGAUGGGCUCUGCACACGCUCAUGACACAAACGCCGACCUACCUGAACCUGAUGUUCGGCUGGAGCCCACAAACGGUCGGCAUGUGGUCGGGAAUACCGCAUUUCACCAGGUUUUUCUUCUCGCUGUUCCUGUCGUUCGGCAUCGACUCGCUCAUGUCCACCGGCCUGUACAGCCGCACGUGUGUCCGCAAAAUAUCCACCAACAUAUGCACCGUGGCGCAAGCCCUACUGGUGUUGGCCGUCGUGUACGCGGGCUGCGAUCAAAUACUGGUCAACGUGUUUUUGACGUUGGCCAUGACCGCCAGCGGAGCUUCGACGUCCGGCCCGUUGUCGAUGAUGGUAGACCUGGCGCCCAAUUUCGCCAGUGUAUUGCAAGGUUUCAGCGGCAUAAUCGGAGUAGUCCCAGGAAUGAUAUCGCCGUUCGUGCUGUCGUACUUCACCAACGAUAACAACACGGUCGAGUCUUGGCAACACUUUUUCGCACUCUCGGCCGUCAUCAUAGCCAUGCCAGGAUUGAUGUACAACUUUGUCGGUUCCAGCGAACUCCAACCGUGGAACGCACCCAACGGCGCCGUGGUCAACCAAGAGCUGGCCAUCACCGCCAACGGGCUAACCACCAAAAAGUGAUUGUUUAAUAUUUAUUGUACUUUUUUUGUUGUUGUUAAUUUACACUUUAUGUAAAAACAACGUUUAUAUUUUGUAUACUGUUUGAGUCGUCAUUUUAAAUUAUUGAUUUUUAUCCAAUAAUAAUUGUUGACGUUUUGUUUCAAA